Messenger RNA from Mycena citricolor, 2421 nucleotides. The record is from the annotation of a GenBank genome assembly. NCBI's taxonomy places the organism in Eukaryota, Fungi, Basidiomycota, Agaricomycetes, Agaricales, Mycenaceae.
GCGAACUCUGUCUCACCGCGGCGGCGCAUAUAAGAAUACAAUGAAGACUCCUGAAGCACCGAAUCUUCUUACUUUCCACCUGCAUUCUCUCCCUUCGUAGCUGUGAUCGUACCGCUUCAUCACCUACACUUCACUUCUUUUCACCUUCAUCCAAUGUCAUUGCUCGCUCUCCCCAAUCUCGUCAACACCGAAAUCGACGACGGCCGGUUCGAGCUCAUUAAGCUGCUCGGCGCCGGCACGCACGGCAUGGUGUACAAGGCCAUCGACCACUCCGCCAGCCCCGACCGCUGCACGUCCCCGCCUCGCCUCGUCGCCGUGAAGUGCAUGCGCAGGAGCCCCGCGGGCUCGCGCUCCGAGGCGAGCGUAGUGAACGAACUUCGCACGCACCACGCGGUGCGCAGCGGGCGCCACAUCACGGGGUUCUUCCGCUCCUUCCGCACCGCGCAGCACGUCUUCGCCGUCGUCGAGCUGUCCGCGUGCGAUCUAUUCGAGGCGAUGAUUGAGCGGAAGGUGUUUAGGGGGCAGCUGGGCCGGGCUAAGCGAGCGAUGUCUGAGAUCCUAGACGGGGUCGAGUACCUCCACGACCGCGGCGUGUUCCACCGCGACCUCAAGCCGGAGAACAUCCUGUGCGACCUGGACGGCAGCAACAUCCGGGUCUGCGAUUUUGGGCUGGCCACCACCGAUGUUGUGUCCAACGAAUUCGGGUUCGGCACGCACUUCUACAUGAGUCCCGAGAUUCUGGACCCCGACUUGGCCUGCGGCACGUACUCGCCGCGAUCGAACGAUCUCUGGGCGUGCAGCAUCCUCCUCCUGGUGCUGGUCACGGGCAAACUGCCCUGGGGCGCGGCGCACAGCGACGACCGGCACUUCGCGCGCUUCAGCGGCGACCCCGACGGCUAUCUGCGCACGAAACUGCGUCUCGUGGACCCGGCCACCGCGUUGUUCCGCGCGUGUUUCGAGCGGGACCCAGAGCUGCGCCCGACACUACACGAGUUUCGUCUGCACGUGCAGCAGAUUGAUGUGUUCGUAGUCGACGCUGUCGCGGCUUUCUCUGCUCCAGCUGCUGUCCCGGUCGUCCCGCCCAAGGCGCCGUCGGACUCGGACAGCUCGUCGUGCUCCGAUGACUCGUCCUCGCUCCUCGCGUCCGCCUCAUCUGCCACGACGCAGAGCUCGGUGGACUCGACGGCACCCACCACCCCACCGAAGCUGCAGAUGGUUAGUGUUGCUGCACAUGCGCGGCCGACGUUGCCGACUGUGAAAGGGUACCUGAUUUGGCUGGCGGAUAAACGGCGCGACGCGCAGUCUUGUGCGUCAGCCGUGCCCCAGUACUUGUGAGGUUCGGGAGGGAGUGAGGAGGCGGGGAGCGCGGGCGGAGGGUGAUGAGGCGGGAGUGGGGGUGGUUGGUCGGCAGGAGGAUUGGGUUGCGUGUGUCCGCGCCUUUUGAAAUGGAUCUACGUGGGGUAAGUGAGCCGGUCUGCAGGAUUUAGAUCUUAUUUCGCCUGUCGAUGAUCGUACUCGUCGAGGCCCUCGCUCGUGGUGUACCAGAUUGGUGAAAAAAAGCUAAUAUUGGUCGAAUCGACCGGGGCAACGAGUGGUCGAUGAAGAAUCGUGGAGGUAGGAUCUACACAGCAUCUCUACGAUGAUCGUCUCUCGGGUUCGUUUAUAAGCAGUUUUUCACUCCCUGACGUGCGGACUGGCAACCCGGCGUCAGGAUUUCGGGUUCUGGGGGCGUUCUACGACGUCGGUCUGACAAGCCGUCGUCUAGACUCACGAGCUUGUGGCCUGGCAAGCCCAAGCCUCGCACGGCGCCGCGGUCUGGCAAACCGGCGUCCCAAAUCCACAUGAGUGGUGCUCCUCUGGGUCGGGAGUCGCGCGAGCAUGAGCUGGAGGGCCGGAUUAGGUGCAUUGGCGCGCGGUGACAACCGUGCGCUGUGCAUCUGGUCUCAGUAAAGGACACCGCGGACUUGACAACUCCCAUGUCUGAGGCUACUGUUCCACUCAGGCUCGGGCCGGGUUCCGGGGGAAUUGAACGAUGGUUUUUGGCUGAAAUUCUUGACCAUAAAUCUUACCAGAUCAGCAGCAGCUCCCGAGCGAGGGUGCGGCCAUGGGUAACGCGCAAUGCUUUUGGAAUCCCUGCGAGUCUUAUAUGACGCCCGUUGAUUUGUCUGCAGGCCGUUCUACCUUACGAAGUGGUGGGACCCGAUUCUAUCAAGACGAUUUUACUGGAUCUGAACGCUUUGCGAUUACGAUAUUUCUCAAUUGCGGGACACUUUUCGUUGCAUCAGCUGCUGGGCGAACACCGGGACCGCGACUGGCAGUCAUAGGCAUGUGAAAGAGGGUGAAGGCACGUGUAUUUAUAUUUAGAGACCGUGCGCGUAAUGUAAACUACGUCGGAGAUAUAUAUGGUAUGCGAGAGCUGUC